This is a messenger RNA of Phlebotomus papatasi, 9871 nucleotides long. RefSeq names its product protein bark beetle (gene bark). Bases 277 to 9438 code for a protein of 3053 amino acids. The record is from RefSeq and is a predicted model, not a curated record. Lineage: Eukaryota; Metazoa; Arthropoda; Insecta; Diptera; Psychodidae. Gene Ontology annotation, cellular component: membrane. The transcript is spliced from 14 exons.
AGUGUUUUUGUGUCCGUCGCGAUGGUGAUAUGUAUUUGGAAUCGUUGUCGAAUGAAGUGAGCUUUUGUGUCUUGAAAAAAAAAGCCCCAGAAAAUUCUGAUAUGUGAUAGAGAGUGUGCCUAAGAAAAUAAAAUAGUGGACUAGCAGCACCUCCUAAGUAGGGGGGCCAUUACAGGAAAUAGUCUUUGUUAAAGAAAUCAGAGUUUAAAGAAUAAAAAUCCCAUGGUGUAUCGAUGAAAAUGUGAAUUGAAAGUGUGGAGAGAGAGGACUGAGACGAUGGAAAAGACAGUGAAUAGUAUGAGAAUGUUGUGCAAAAGACACAAAAGAAGUGAAAUUAAAUCAAUAAUUACCGUGUGCAUUCUAUCUGUGAUUCUCCAAUGUGUUCGAGGGCAGGAUGUUGAGCUCCUCAAUGAAAUAGACGGGUAUACACUCGAACCACCAUCCACAGAACAUCAUCCGCAGUCGCUGGAUCAUGUCCAAGAGACAAGUGAGUUCAUCGAACUUCCUGGCGGCUCCGUGACCGCCGAGAAGAUUCUCCAUCGUGCCGAGAAGCCAUACCUCCUGUUGGCCGACCUCGACGUUGAGACUUCGGGGCGUCUAGUGAUCGAACCAGGCGUCUCCUUGCAUUUUGCACCCUCAGUAGGAAUCACGGUGCGAGGGGUUAUUCAAGCUGUGGGAAGUGCCAGUAAUAGAAUUGUCUUCUCACCACGACCCACCUAUCAUGACACCCAAUACGAUGAGGGAACCUUUGUUACACCAGAAGAUCUCGGGGCACGUCUCGUGGACGGCCCAACACCACUCGAAGGACGCCUUCAAAUAUUUCACAAAGGAAAAUGGAGAUCUGUUUGCACGAAUUCAAGAAAUUGGACAAUUCCAAACUACGAAGUCGUCUGUCGUCAGAUGGGCUUCAAAGGCGGUCGUUUCUGGAAUUGGAUGGACAGAAUCCAGAACUAUCAGCCAAGACUGCUUCUAGAAGAACCUGAGUGCCAAGGAAGUGAAGACUCCCUCUUCAAAUGCUCCUGGGAUCGGCGUCAGUUGGGUUCAGGUGUCUGUGACUAUCACAGUGACAUUGGUAUCCAAUGUCUUCCACUCCACGCUGCGGAAUCGCACUAUUGGCGAGGGAUACGUUUUGAAUUUGCCCUAUCUGAACCGCAAACAGCCAAUAACGCGGUCUUCGAAUCCCUGUCACAUUCUGAGCUCAAAUAUGUGGACAUCAAGAGAGCAGGAUAUGGCCCUAGAGGUUCAACAACAUCUGCCAUUGAGGUUCUGGGCAAUCCUCCUGUAUUACACCAUGUUACUGUGGAUCAUUCAGCUUUUACUGGAAUCAAUGUAACACGAUCAGAUGCUGCAUUUACAUUUCGGGAUGUUGUUGUACGCCGAAGCCGAGGUAUUGGGAUUUUUGUUAACUCAAGCUACGGCCUGGCUCAUCUCGAAGGGUGUACAGUGAGUAGCAGUGGAGCUGAUGGAGUAAAAUAUGAAGGACACGAUUGGAGGUUCAAUGAACGUCCCAGUCAAUUGAGGAUCUACGAAUUGUGUUCUCUGCCAACAACAGCUGGACAAAUCUACCCAAUAUGGCUCUCUGUAGACCAAUCUCAAUUUUCAGCUGUGCCCAAAGAAUGCGGGAAGUACUUCUUCACGCGACCAGGAUUCGUGUUAACUGUCUCCUUUCAGCAAUUUGUCUUGACCACAAAUGAAACAGCCCAGAUAGAAGUUUUUGAUGGAGCUUCUCCUAAUGAUAGACUUCUGGGAAUGUGGUCUGUGCGCAAUUACACUCGACCUCAGAGUCUCACGAGUACGCGGGAGAAGAUCUACGUGAGAUUCCGGGCACAACCAAGAGCUGAAAUGGUGGGAUACCUUCGAUUGACGGCAGGCCAGAGCAAAACAUACGAUCUCAAUGUCACAAAGAGUCGUAUCGAGGACAAUGGUGGAUCUGGUGUUGCUGUGGGAAAUCUCAGGUCUCAAGUACACAUCCACACGACGAUGAUCAACAACAAUGGACAUGCUGCAGGGCUCAAUGUGGUCAAUGGAGCGGGUGAUGUUAAUGUGACUGAGAGCAGAAUUGGCUUCAAUCAGGGUAGUGGCAUCAACAUCACGUACUUCGGAGGGAACAGAAAUAUUUCCCGAACAUAUCUCACGGGAAAUCGUGAAUAUGGCUUAGCUGUGUGGCUCAAUCAAACAGCCAAAGACAGAGAAGAAUUUUAUCCCUUCAAUCAAACCACCGCAGUUCAGUAUUCAGAGAUCUUCCGGAAUAUCGAGAGUGGUAUCUACCAUGGGAAUUAUUCUGGUGAAUCUUGGGUAAAUAUCACGGGAAAUUGGUUCAAUGACAGCCUCUCCAACUCCGUGGAAAUUCAAACAUGCUGGUUCCCAGAUCAAAAUGGCAAAAAGCUCAAUCUACAAAUUGGUCAGAAUAUUUUCGAACAUGACAAUCGAAUAGGCUUACUUAUAAGUCCAGCACUAAAUCUCAAUGCUAGAAUUGAGUUUAAUGAAUUCCGGAAGGGUACUUUUGGGGCCUUGUUGAUUAGGAAUCGACCUCUAGAGGAGUUUCGACAACUUCCAGCACGGAUCAUCGUCCAACACAAUCAAUUUUACAAAAAUCGAGGCAUUUACGUAGCUUCACUUGGGCUCUCUCCCUACACAACCAGACGAAUACAAUCAAUCCUAUUUACGAGAAAUUUUAUCAGAGAAAAUAAAAUCCAAGAGGCUUUUGGUCCUGUGGAAGAUGAAGGAGUUGAAGGAGAAGCUGGAGUUGGACGACUUAAUCCACGGUCACGAGUAGCCGCUCCGGUUGUGAUCUCUUCAAGUAAUGUUGACAUCUUUAGAAAUAUCUUCUUCAAUCCAGAUUCAAAGUACGAAGUUGGGUCACAACUAUCUGAUCAAAGUGAAGUUCUCAAUGUCACCUUCAACUACUUAGGACAUACGGACGAAGCUAGGAUUUUUGCGAAACUCUUCCACAGAUACGAUAGGUAUGACCUGGCUAAAAUUAAUUACUUCCCGUACUUGCUACAUCCAUCAAAUCCUGGAACCAAUAAGAUCUCUUCCAAUCCAACUUUUGUGCCGUCAUUCCAUUCUGAAACUUUCGAUAAAGUAGGCGGCGAGAUUGAUGGGCAGAUCACUCUUACCAGUGGAACUUACACUGUAGAAAAGGAUAUCAAUGUUCGUCCAGGUGGAAAAUUAGUUAUUCAUUCAGGUGUUACCUUGAACUUUGUUCCCAAUGUUGGACUUAUGGUUGCUGGAAAACUCGAAGCAAGAGGUCGCAACCCAGAUGACAUCACCUUUACACUGAAACGCGAACCUAUUGCAACCGCAGAUAAUGAGACAAAUGAAGCUUUUACGAUGGAGGCCGAAAUGAUGGAUUCAGAAACUGAGCCCAAUGUUGAAACGACACCUACAGUUCCUGUUCGGUUGUUGGGAGGUGUUGAUGAGCACGAAGGUCGGCUGCAAGUUUACGUGGAUGGUAGGUGGGGAACAGUCUGUGAUUACGGAUGGAAUAUCAUAAAUUCAGCUUUAGUUUGUCAUCAAUUGGGAUUAGCGCUAAAUCCCUAUGACUGGCGGCUUCAAAGAUCGGAAGUCCCUGGAGCUGGAACGACUGAAGAUAUCGUUCUGUCCCAUGUCCGAUGUACAGAGCAUGAUAUCGAUAUAACACAAUGCAGGUCUGAGAGAGCAGAUCGAGGGGAAUUUGAGAAUUCCUGCACACACGAAUACGAUGUCGGAAUUCGGUGCUAUGAAGGAGCUUGGGCAGGAGUGAGAUUUGGCGUGUUGGCUGAAAGGGUAGAUCUACAAUACGUAACCAUUGAAAAAGCUGGAGUCUUCGAUUACUCCACCAAUACCUUCAAGCCAGCCCUUCAAAUGGACUUUGCACGACACAAUCUUGAGAAUGUGCGUAUAGUUAACAAUCUUCAUGAUGGCUUGGGUGUCGUAUAUUCGGAUAUCUUUGGCGGAGAUGGCAUCAAUAACGUCAAAAACAGUGAAUUUGCCAACAAUCGUGGAAAUGGAAUCAGUUUGAAGCAAUUAGGACUGAGAGUGCAAUCAUCCAUUAUUCGAGACAAUUCUGCAUCAGGAAUUACUCAUGAUCCCGUCCUUUCGGCCGUUGAACAGAGAGAAAUUGCCGGAUGGUUUCAUAUCCCGACAGAUAGAAAUGUUGAACCAGAUUACAACGCUGAAGAGUCCAACUAUCGGCCUUUUAUGCUUCCUGAUCACAAUGAAUCUAUAGAUCUUGAAACUUGGCAGAUCUAUCAUAUCGUAACGGCCAAACAUAUAGGGGACCCCGUAGAAAGGACCUUCAAUAUUCGUUGUCAUCCUGGAUAUGUCAUUGGAAUUCAAUUACUAAAUCCAGUUCAAAAUCAUUCUACGGAAGACAUUUGGUUCCAUGAUGCUCAAACACCUAAUCACAGAUCGGACAUUUGGCAAGUGUCCAGGGAUCUUUCAGUAUUCCCAGUUACUAGUAGUUCCUACGGAAUUAUUCUUCAUUACCGAAGUGGUGAGCUAGGUCUUGGAGGAGUUGUUAUAACACUGUCUACAAUUCCGGCUCCUGUUCAAAACAUCCGCAACAGAAUUGUAAGGGGUCCUGUUCCAACACUUUAUGUUUCCCGAACGAAAAUCCAGAGAAAUCUUCGAGGACUCUCUGCAACGUAUUACAAUAGAUAUCUGGGAGAAAAAGGGGAACACUAUCUUCGCAAAGCUAACGAAUCCAUGAAGAUAGUCAAAUCGGAAAUUAGUCAUAAUCGAGAAGAAGCAGUUUUCAUUCAUGCUCCUUUCUGGGAUGUUCAUGAAAGUAAUAUUUCCGAAAUAACCAUUCAUAUCAAUAGUUCCAUGAUCAUUGACAAUGGAAGAGGUAUUAGGCAGUUCUCAAAGGAUUUAAGAUCUUCAAACAAUCUCUUCCACUACGUUCUUCAGGAUACAACAGUUGAGAGAAAUUCACUGGGAGGAAUGGAAUUGAGUCUACCGUUUGUAUGGCAGUACAAUGAAAAUUUUACACAUUCUGUGUACCUGGGUAACGGAACCUGGACUAAGAAUCGCAACUUUGGCAUUAGCAUUGCUGGUCAUUAUGCAGAAGUUAACAUAACAGGCAAUACCUUUGCGGAAAAUACUUGCCUUCCUGGAUUGAUAGGUUUCCGGGGGAUGGAGAAGAAACUAAAGAUCGACAACAACAGAAUUAUAGACAACAACGGGAAGUUCAUGGUGGAAUUCAAAGCGGACAGUCAAAGUGAGAUCCUUGGAACAGUCCAUGCAGUUUUUGUCUAUAACGACAUCCGGAAUAAUCGUUUUGAAGCACCUGGACUAACGAGAGGUCUCUCAAUGGCUCUGAAAGGACGACAACAACGUCGAUCGGAUCCGACAACCGUUAUCGGUUUUGGCGGAAUCCAAAAAGUCAUGAUUCGAAGGAAUUUGAUAACAGGAAAUCGUAUGGAUUAUGAUCUCGUAGCUGGAGUUAUUUCUGCCAGACUCAGCAAUUUCCUAGAUGCCACAGAAAAUUGGUGGGGAUCAAUUGAAGUGGAUCACAUUUAUACUCGAAUUUUCGAUUUUGAUGACUGGAAUAACCAUGCAGAGGUGAUCUUCAGACCUUUCCUCUUGGAAGAUAAUGUUGAUGCUAGUAUGUCAGUAUCAUUCGACGAACGCAAAUCAGUUGAUCUUGACAAUUUGGGUGGAAGAAUCUUCGAAGAUCUUUCGCUAUUCCGUCGUGAAGUGCCUUACGUGAUCAAGAGUGAUAUCACAGUGAUGCCCGGAGUUACCCUUUCAAUAGGAACUGGCGUUGAGAUGGAAUUUGCUCCCAAUGUGGGGAUUCUGGUUUUAGGAACUCUACAAGCAAUGGGUAGCAGCAAUGGUGAGAUUAUAAUGAGACCGAUAGCUAGGCAAACAGCAGAACUAAAUCGUGUGGAGAGAUCACUUGAAAACCUCGUAGUUCAUGAUUCAAUUCGUCUCUGUACGAAUCGCAAUUGUUCCUACGAGGACAAUGAGAUUGAUCCGACGCAUCAAGGUUUCCUCGAAUACUUCAAUCAUACCACACUCCAAUGGGUACCAAUCUGCGAUCGACGUUUUACAGAGAGAAAUGCUCAGGUGGUUUGCAGAGAACUCGGUUUUGAUCCUCUGAAUGUCUUCUUUGCCCAUGACAGACGCAUUGAAUUCCACACAAAUUCCCUGACCAGAAUUUGGUCAUGGGUUGAGCCACUUGAGUGCGAAGGUGAUGAAAAUCGAAUGGAAGAAUGUCCUGAACGACUCAAUGGGCAACUCUACGGACGUAGGCAUGAGUGUCAGUGGGAUUCUGAAUUUGUUUUUGUCAGUUGCCAAGGUGAUCCCGAUAAGAAAGACUACUGGGGUGGAAUUAGAUUUGCAAAUCCCGAUUUUGAGAGUGAUCUCUUUGAGCAUAGACUGCAUGAUUCAAGGAUCAAUGGCAGGCCAAGUGAGAGUACCUUGGAACAAGUUCGAAUUGAGAGUGCAGGAAUUCUUCAUGGAGAAAAAUCUCCAGCAAUUCAAUCUAUCUUCAAGAAUCCCAGAAUUUCAUCAGUAACAGUGAAAAAUUCAGCACAUCAUGCUUUGAACUUGAUCUCACCAACUGCAAGUGUUCAUGUGCAGUUCCUGCGAGUCUUUGGAACGCUGGGACAAGGGAUCAAUGCGAUCUCUUUGACGGGAGAAGGCAGAGAAAGUGAUGAAUCGAGCUUUACACCACUAAGAUCACUUGAUCUUCCUUAUUCUCUCUUCUCGUUGAUUGACAUCUGCGAUACUGAGAAAGAAAUCACAAUUGAAGAAAGAGUAAUCGUGUACUACAAGUACGACAACAAUCCUGUUAAUUGUGUAAAGAUCUUCAAUAGUGCUUAUCGAGUUAAACCAUUGGGAUUCCGACUGCUUCAAUCUAAUCUCUUCAAUCAUUCCCGGGAAUAUGGCAGGAGAGAUGGUAUUCAUCUGUUCGAUGGGGAUAUUUACAAUGUAACAGCUCGAAAGAUUGGAGUGAUAGAGGCAGAUUCUGGAAAUGACAAGUAUCUCUUCCGAACAACAAUGCCUUCGCUAAGUGUUCGUCUUGUUGCCAGUGGAGCUCCUGCUGAUCAUGGAUUCUUCGCAGAAAUUGUUACUCUUCCAAUCUCAGCCAUUGGCUUCAAUCGAGAUUCCCAGCACAAUAUUUCCAAUUCAGAGAUUUCUGGAGCGAUCCGAGGAGCUGUUUCUUACUCCACAGCUGGAGAAGUAUCUCCAACACUUACCCUUGAACACAAUCGUUUCAUGAGAAAUUGUAUACAAUUGUAUGGAAAUUUCUCGACAUGUGAAUCAACAAUAAGACUCGAUGUGCAAAAUAUGCAAUCCUUGUUCUUCCGGAAUAACCUGGUACAAUGGAAUCAAGGAGGUCUCUCAAUAAGAUCCGACUCACGAGGAUCAGCUACAUCCCUUCGUGGAUGGGUGCAUCACAAUCUCUUCACAGGGAACCGGAAUCGUCCAUCACUGUGCGUGGAGGGUCGACAAUCAUCUCCAUAUCAGGAAAUUACCGUCUUUAAAAAUUACUUCACUCAAAAUUUAGCUGCUUAUGAAGAUGUGAUUGCUCUGAAGCAAGUUGUCUCCAACUUCUCCAAUAACUACGUUCAUAGAAAUCGCGGUGGAAGAAUUGUGGAAAUUUCAGGCUUUGACAAAGUUCGUCUGCCAAUUUACCAAACCACGGCUCACAAUGGAUUCUAUCACAAUGUGGCCACUGAUUGGCGUGGGAGAGCAACAAUUGUGGCUGGAACAGCUGGACAAAAUUAUGUGGACAACAUUUUCUACAAUCCCGACAAUGAUUACGAAAUGAUCACAGUCAAUCGAUCAAUAUUCGACUUUCAAUUUUGGAACAGUACUCUGGAUGUGUGGAAGACAAAAAUCGAUGCUAGGCACAAUUAUUGGAAUUACAACACAACACUCGCAGUCAGUGGGAGGAUUAGGGAUCGGGCAGACGAUCCAAUCCUCCUUGAAGUGCAAUUUCUGCCAUUCUACAUGAACAACGAGACGAUCCUCGAUGGAAAGUGUCCUCCAGGAUGGACCCUUAUUGUUGACACUUGUUACAUCUUUGUUGGUGCUCCCAUGACUUUCUAUGAGGCCAGAGACUUCUGCAGAUCCGACAAUGCUUCAAUGCCCUUCAUCCGUGGAGAUACAUCGCCUCUCUGGCACUUCCUGUCCAGACAAAUGAUGCACUUUAGCAGGGGCAUUGAAAGAGUUUGGGUGCAGGAUUUAAAUUUCAUCGAUCAGUGCACCACUUUCUUCUUCCGAAAUAUCGAAUUGGACUCUUGCGACAGUCGCAGGACUUUUGUCUGCGAAAUUGAUCCCAAAGUAAUGAUCGACCCUCUGUCUUGGCGAGCUGAUAUCGUGACAAUCAGCAUGAUAGCUGGCCUGUGUCUUUUGUUCCUUUUGUUGGUGCUCGUGCUGAUCUGUUGGUACUCAAAGUCUCGCGUGCGUCACGUGCAGCGCCUGCAGCGUCGCAAUAGUAUCCGGCAGAGUCUGCGAAGUCUCAAUAGUAUCGAUCCCCAGGGCUCUAUGAGGCGUCGUAACAUGCACAUGUCACGCUCUAAUGAUAUUCUGAGCACAACCACAGGCACGGAUUACAAGAAAAUGCCCUCAAAUGGUUCCAUUGACUCCAUUGAGAAAAGUGCCCUGAGCUCAGAGACCAGCUACGAUAUGUACGACCAACAGAAUGGUGCUUCCAGUGAAUAUUCGGCAAGAAAGGGGCCCAAUAGCUACGGCAACGACUUCCUGGCCAACAAGUAUGGUGAAUACGCAAACCAAAAAGCUCAACGCAACGAAAUACCCAAGACACCCAAAGUUUAUGGACUGCCUCAGUAUGAGCCACAGGGAUUUGAAUUGGCGUACAGAAAUGAAGGUUUUAGAGAUAAUUCAACCUUUUCUGGCACACGACAAAAUUCAAUAAGCACAACAAUCAACGAAGACACCCCAAUCAUCCAACAAGUUGAUCCGGAUGAAGCAGGAUCUGACUACUACGGCAAUUCCAGUACACUUCCUUUGCGACAUAGAGAUGAAAAUCUGAGCUUCCUCAGUGAACUGAAAACUCGUCUGCCAGACUACGAGCCUCUACCACGGCAGAGUCCUAGCCAUUCGAGUUUUCUGCCCUCACCUCCCUCUCCACCCACACAAAGUCAGAAGACUUUUGCACCAGCUGCUAGUGAUGGCUACCAUCGGCCUCAGAUCAGACGGCCGGACUUCACAGUACCUCCGCCAGAGAUCAAGCGCCCUGAGUCAUACUACACAGCCAUGAGGACUGCCAGAGACUCACAGGUUCCUCCUCAGGCACUUCCCACAAAUCGCCCCCGGACAGUUUACGAACCGUCCGGAGACGAGAGAGUACCCUCCAAGACGUACUCUCGAUCGAAGUCAGAAGCCCUCCUUGAAACAAAUUUCGAUGAGGAAUCUACGAGUCCGACUCUCAAGCCCGACAAUCGGAGCUACAGCCAACCACUUGAGACUGCAAUGUAACUUUUAGGCAUCCCUUAAAAUCCGCCCCCCAUGGCAAAAAAAAGCCUUAAAAAAGCGCCUUAGACGUUUUAUUCUAGUUUCUUAGAAAGACAGCGUAUUCUUUUUUUGUAAAGAAAUUAGUUAGACAUUAUUUCAAAGUGUAUUUUAAUUAAGAUAAUCUGACGAAAAAUUCCAACCUAAAGACAUUAAUUGUUUUUUUCUUAAAAGAGUAUUUCGUAGCGUUAGAUAUUUUUUAAAGAAUAUAUAUAAACUAGAAAAAUAUCUCGACUUUUUGUACAUAUUGAACAAAUUAAGUGUUGAGAGCGCGAUAAUUUGUGAUGAAAUAAAACGGAAGGUAGUUAUCGAUAAAUAAAUGGAAGGUCUUUAUAGUGAAAGACACACAAAGAAUUUUUUAUAUAAGAUUGUCAAAUAAAAAUGUUGAAUAACAGAGAAA